AGCACAGAAUCCGGCAUGCAGCCGGAUUCUGAAAAUCUUAUUUUGCAAAAUUCUAAUAUUUUAAUUCCUUCAAAGUUUUCAAAAGGACAUGUUGACACUACUGAAGAGGACGAGAAAUUGCAAUUUCUGAUGCAAAAUCAUGUAUGUUUAUGUUUGUUUCUGGGUAAUGCUUAUUUACCUUAUUUUAAAGCAUGA
Meloidogyne enterolobii is the source of this 195-nucleotide messenger RNA. The record is from the annotation of a GenBank genome assembly. NCBI's taxonomy places the organism in Eukaryota, Metazoa, Nematoda, Chromadorea, Rhabditida, Meloidogynidae.